AUGAAGAGUGAAGAGUACAGCGAAGAGGUGCAAAGAAAAAACUGGGAAGAGAUCAGGGUUAAUACGAGGAAAGUGCUGAAAAACCUGGGUAAAGAGCCUCUACUAGUUUCAUAUGCCAAUAUUUUUGAAGCUAACAUAGUGAUAGGUGAACCUAUUCUAGCCACAGAAAUCUAUGAAAGUAUGAGCAUCAGUAAUAUUAAAGAUCUCUCACCACUUUUAAAGCUGCUAGAUGUAGAUUUACCAGAUGUUGCUAAGGAAGUCACAAGACAAAUCAUCAUUUCAUUUAUAGAUGACAUUAAAAAUCAGCGAGAAAAGCAGUGUCUCCUUUACACAACUGCUUUAUCAUCCUUCCUCUCAUAUGGUAUCAUUCAUGAGCUUAUUAUUCUACAGCUUGUACAUGUCCUGCUUUCAGAGAAAACUAGUACGCAUAAAGAGUUCAAUAUAAAUGUGCUUAUUAAUCUUCUCCUUAAAUCAGGCAAGGCAUUGCAGAGGGUAAGUAAAAUACCGCAUGACUCAAUAUUUGAGGACUUGAGAUCAAUGUUGCAGAGCGGCCAAGUGCCCGUCAGCUUAACAGCAAAACUAGAAAUCCUUUUCGAUUUAAGAAGGAAGAACUACAAGAUGUACGACGAGGAGGCUUUAGUUGAUCUACCACCCUUUGUUCCUGGAGAAUCAGAUAAUGAAGUCGUCUUUUUGCUGGACGAUGAUUCCUUGAAAUCGCCUAUAUUAAAUGAUUCAUUUCGUCAAGUCGAGAACUAUGAGACGUUGCAGAAACAAUUUAUUUUGCUCAAGGAAAAGGUUCAGACCAGACUCUCUUCUCUAUCUGUCCCUCAAAGCUCUCAAAGUGUAACAGUUGUACAUGAUAUGACACAAGCUAAGGACGUAGAGUUCAAGAAAAAGAUCUACCUAAUUAUGAAGAGCUCUUUAUCUGGUGAUGAAGCUGCCCAUAAAAUAUUGAAGUUGCGUAUACCUGAUGAUGAGAAACAUAAAAUUGUCGAUAUACUCGUGAACUCAGAAUUACAAGAACGGACAUUUUCAAAAUUUUAUGCUAUCUUGGCUGAGAGAUUGUGCUCAAAUCAUCGCUCAUGGGCCUCUGCUUUUGAAGUAAUAUUCGCUAAAUUUUAUCUUGAAAUGAUUGAUACCAUUGAGCCAGCAAAAUUAAGAAUUAUGGGAAAAUUUUGGGCAUCUCUUUUGAGUGCUGAUUUUUUGGGGUUGGAAAUUUUAAAAAUUAUCAAACUGACUGAAAAUGAAACAACACCACCAAUUAGAAUUUUUAUCAAAUUUUUAUUCCAGGAGCUGGUGUUGAAGUUAGGAUUGAAGGAACUCAAAGAUAGAAUAAAUGAACCCUUUGUUAAACCUUCGUUACUUGGCCUUUUCCCAGAGGAGGAUCUUGAAAAUAUGAGAUAUGCUAUCAAUUUCUUCACUGCAAUUAACCUCGGUGUAUUGACAGACGAUAUGAGAAAGAAAUUGACUAUCAUUGAGUUAGAUCAGGAAGUUAGCCAACAAGCUACUGAAGAAGAACUCCCCGAGGAAACUGAAAGUCCAGCGAAGAUUCAAGAGCAAGAAGUUAGAAACGAAAGGCCGUCCAGAUAUGGGCCCCACAGGACAUCCCCACGUCCUGGCCGUAGAAGAUCGAUUACUCCUCCCAGAAGAAGGAACCAUGCAAGAAAUCGUGCGAGAACACCUCCUAGGCAGGGAAACGCUAAAAGAAGUAGAUACAAGAACUAG
Molecule: messenger RNA, 1725 nt
Organism: Kazachstania africana CBS 2517
Lineage: Eukaryota; Fungi; Ascomycota; Saccharomycetes; Saccharomycetales; Saccharomycetaceae
Gene: CWC22
Product: U2-type spliceosomal complex subunit CWC22
Exons: 1
Coding region: 1-1725 (574 amino acids)
Biological process (GO): mRNA splicing, via spliceosome
Cellular component (GO): catalytic step 2 spliceosome
Molecular function (GO): RNA binding
Source: RefSeq, a predicted model, not a curated record